AUGAAAUCAUCAUCCAUUUUCCGAGAAAGUUCAGAGAAAACAGAGAGAUGGAUGAUGAAAAACAAGGGAAGGUUAUCACCAUUUCUCUUGUCUUCUCUUUGUAUAACUAUUGUCUUCACAGGCUUCUUCGUCUUCCAUCAGAAUCCUUUUAUCUCCGAUCAAAACUUUCUCACCCUCCAACCUCAAAUCGAUCCUAAGUGUGAUUUGUUCAAGGGACAUUGGGUUCCAGACAAAAGAGGAUCUCUCUACACCAACUCAAGCUGUUCUACGCUUCCUGACUCAAAGAAUUGCAUAAAACAUGGAAGAUCAGACAGAGACUUCUUGUUCUGGAGAUGGAAACCUGAUGGCUGCGAUCUCCCUAGGUUUAAUCCCAAGGCGUUUCUCACUAUGGUUCGAGGCAAGAAGAUGAGUUUCAUCGGUGAUUCUGUAGCAAGAAACCACAUGGAAUCUCUUCUUUGCUUGUUGUCAAUGGAAGAAACUCCAAAGGAUAUCUACAAAGAUGGAGAAGACAGAAACAGGAUUUGGUACUUUCCUAAACAUGAUUUCACUCUCUCUACUUCUUGGACUAAGUUUCUUGUGGAGGAACAUGAACGUGUAGAUGGUAACAAGAAGGGAACUGGAUUGUUUGAUAUAGAUAUUAGCAAGAUGGAUGAAGGAUGGUCUAAUGGUUUGCCAAACACAGACAUUGCUAUUGUCUCGGCUGCUCACUGGUUCUUCAGACCAAUAUUCAUACACAGAGGAGAUGAAACCCUAGGUUGCAUCUACUGUAACGUACCAAACAUGACACAGCUUAGUCCUGACCAAGGGUUUAAACUUGUCUACUCAUCUGUCUUCAAACACAUAAACGAGUGUGAGAAUUGCAAGAAAGAUUUAGUCACAGUCAUGAGGACUAUCUCACCAGCCCAUUUCGAGAACGGGACUUGGGAUACAGGAGGAUCAUGCAGGAGGACAAGCCCUUUUGGUGUUAACCAAAUAGACCUGCAGAGCAACGAGAUGAAGAUCAGGGCGUCUCAGAUUGAACAGAUUGAACUCAUAACAGAACGAGACCACAAGGCAAAGAAGAAGUUUGGCGUUUUGGAUGUGACUAGGGUUAUGCUGAUGAGACCUGACGGCCAUCCGAAUAGUCACUGGGGUAACAAAUGGAUGAAAGGUUACAAUGAUUGCGUCCACUGGUGCUUGCCUGGACCAAUAGAUGCGUGGAACGAGUUUCUAAUGGCGAUACUUAGACAGUUAAGAUGA
Eruca vesicaria subsp. sativa (arugula) is the source of this 1239-nucleotide messenger RNA. The record is from the annotation of a GenBank genome assembly. Lineage: Eukaryota; Viridiplantae; Streptophyta; Magnoliopsida; Brassicales; Brassicaceae.